AUGCCACAGCGCAACCAGCCGGCGCGACUGGCCCUCCUCUUCAUCGAGCUAGUCUUUGUCGCUACUGCUCUUGGUGUUUUUGCACACGGACAUGCAACCGGACUAAGGACUGCGUUGUGGUCGACUGGAGGGGAGCAUGGUUGGAACUCGAACCCACGGCUGCGAAUCUAUUUCUACGCGAACUAUCAGCAGCCCCCCGAGGUUCCGUUUCUUUGGACCGAAAGGUGUUCCGAGUCUCUCCUCGCCGUCGCACUCGUCAACAUCACUGUUUGGCUUGUGAAGCUCGCACUUCUUUGCUGCGAUUUUAACAUACGCUUGUUGAGCGCCUUUUACCAUGUCUUGAUGUCGGGGCUUUGGUUGUUCUGCGUGAAUGCCCAGUCGUCCAGCGACCUCUCAGAUCCGGAGCAUCUGAGCCUUUGUCCAUGGUAUUUGGAAAAGAGUUGCUCCGCACUCUCCGGAAAAGAUGGGAGACAGUUGUCUGCAUGCUAUUUACAUCUGUGCUUUGGCUUGCGUACUGGUGUGGGGAGCAUCGUGUUCUUUAUAAAUGUGCCUCGCGAGCCACUAGUCGACUAUCAGAUCGUGAGCGAUGUGCGCCUACUGGCAUGGGAGCCGGUUCAUAGUCAAACCAUCCAGGAAGACUAG
Molecule: messenger RNA, 642 nt
Organism: Chaetomium fimeti
Lineage: Eukaryota; Fungi; Ascomycota; Sordariomycetes; Sordariales; Chaetomiaceae
Exons: 5
Coding region: 1-642 (213 amino acids)
Source: RefSeq, a predicted model, not a curated record